AUGGGCCUCUUGCAGCAGCUUGCCACCCGGCGCUCAAGCAAAUGGGAACCACCGACUUUGCUCGACUGCUUUCUAAAGUCGCCGCUGCAGGCGGUUGUGUACUGGUUCCAUCUCCUCUUCAUAUGGCUGCGAGGCAUUCCAGUGCGGCCCCCCAAAGUUGGCCGCCCUCUGAUCGUCGUCUGCAUUUCCGACACCCACGAUUCACUGGUCCCCAAAGUCCCUGAUGGCGACUUGCUUAUCCAUGCCGGGGACACGACCAGUCUCGGUUCCGUCGCGUCCAUCCAACGCCAGAUCGACUGGCUGGCUGCUCUACCCCACCAGCACAAGGUGCUCGUCGCUGGUAACCAUGACAACUACUUUGACCCGGUGGCCAGGAAGGAAGAGGACGCACUGAGGAACUUGAAGCUGAAUCUCAAAGGCGUCCAUUAUCUCGAGCACAAUGCCCUGGCGCUGUCUUUCAGCAAUGGCCGCCGCCUCAAUCUUUACGGCGCUCCAGGCAUCCCUAAAUGCGGUGGUUCUGACAACGCCUUCCAAUAUCUCUCUCAGGACGACCCGUGGAGAGGUGCGGUCCCCCGAGAUACGGAAAUACUGAUCUCCCACACACCUCCUCUUCAUCAUAUGGACCUGAGCCUUGGCUGUCCGAGUCUACUCGCCGAGGUAUGGCGUGUCAAGCCAUUGGUCCACGUCUUUGGCCACGUCCAUUGGGGCAGAGGCAUGCGAGGAGCAUACUGGGACGACAGUCAAAGAGCGUACGAAAAGUUCAUGGGGCGGCAGGCUCACGGUCCGAUCUACGACAUGAUCCCUUCUAUGGCCUGGAUUGAUGCACUUCGCUUUCUGUUGCUGAACGUCAAGGCUCUCUUGUGGCAGUGGCUCAUGCUGGGCGGUGUCAGGCCGAACGGCAGUGUCAUGAUCAAUGCCGCUGUGCAGGCAGGAAACACAGGGAAAUUGGUGAAAGACGACCCAUUCACGAUUAUCCUGUAA
Molecule: messenger RNA, 981 nt
Organism: Microdochium trichocladiopsis
Lineage: Eukaryota; Fungi; Ascomycota; Sordariomycetes; Xylariales; Microdochiaceae
Product: calcineurin-like phosphoesterase
Exons: 3
Coding region: 1-981 (326 amino acids)
Molecular function (GO): hydrolase activity
Source: RefSeq, a predicted model, not a curated record